GACAGACGCUCUGCUGGUGAAGCUGUCCCUGCUGAUGGGCCAGGAGGUGUUUUAUGGAGCUCUGUGGGGCAGUGUCCUGGUCAGCCCAUCCAUCAGGCUCCCUGCUUCCCUCUUCGUGGUCACUCACAUCGACAGGGAGCUCUCAGGGAAGCAGCAGAAGUUCAUGCUUGGCACAGAUCACGAGCUCACAAUCAAGUCUCUGUGUGUGUCGGUGUUGGAUUCCAAUGUCCUUGUGCAAAGGAACACUCUGGAAGCAAUCCUCUUCUUCUUCCCCUUUUACACAGCUCUGGACUGCAAUGAGAGCUCGAUUCUGCUGCCCAGGGCUGAUUUAAUCUACAUCCUGUCAGCAGCAACCCAGACCCUGCUGAGGAGAGACAUGUCCCUCAACAGAAGGCUGUAUGCAUGGCUGUUAGGCUCUGAUAUUAAAGGCGGUACCUUUGCUCCAGACUCCACAGCUUCCGAAGACCAGGCUGUUUAUUUCUUUGGGAAAUAUUCCAAAGAUCUUUUGGUUGAGAGCUUGGUUGUGAUUUUGCACCAGAAAUUUCCCGAGUCCGAUAAUCCAGAGGAGCAGCACCAGGCCUACCUGAAACCCUUCCGCAUCCUCAUCAGCCUCCUGGACAAACCCGAGAUAGGCCCACAGGUGGUUGGGGAUCUGUUCCUCGAGGUUCUCAGAGCCUUUUAUUCCUACUGCAAAGAUGCCCUGGGUUCUGACCUCAAACUCAGCUACAAUCAAAGUGGCAACACCCUGGCCAGCGCAAUCAAAGAGAACAAAAACGCCUCUGAGAUUGUCAAAACAGUCAAUCUGCUGAUCACGUCCUUGAGCACGGAUUUCCUCUGGGAUUACAUGACCAGAUGUUUUGAAGAUUGUUUCAGAAACAAAUCCUCAGGGAUGAGAUAUCCCCUGGAAAAUGUCAGCACUCCCCCUACAAUCUCAGAGCUCUGCACACUGCUGGUGUUUCUGCUCGAUGUCAUCCCUCUGGAGCUCUACUCUGAAGUGCAGACUCAGUACCUGCCCCAGAUGCUCAGCUACAUGGUGCAGUCUCUCCUGGAAAACAUGGAAUUAUUGAGUUUGCCAGAACUCACUCAGGCCUUAAAGACCUGUUUUAAGGUGCUCAGCAAGGUGCAAAUGCCCCCUUCCUACCUGGACAUCGAGACAGGGAGUGGAGAUGGGAGCCCAGUGCCAAAGGAAGAUGUGGACAUAACCUUGGAGCCCAAAUCAGUGCUGCAGGAGGAGGAGGAGGAGGCUCCAUUCCAGCCCCUCAAAUCAGAGGACAGCGGGAUCGGCCUGAGCGCUUCCUCCCCGGAGCUCUCCCAGCACCUGGGGGUGCCCACGGUGACCCUGGAGAGGGAUGACGUCUGGAAGAAAGGGGGGAGCAUCCAGAAGGCUCUGUCCUGCAUCCAGGAGCUGGUUGCCAAGUUUUCCAGCAAAUACAUUUUCGGGGUGCAGCUCCACGAGACGAGUAACGAGGGCGUGGUGGCGGCGGCGGCGACGAAUCCCGGUGGGAAGGAGAGGAAGGAGAAUGGGUACAGGUUCCCUGAGAGUGGCAGCAAGAAAAAGAGCCCCUGGGAUGGCAAGCAGAUCACUGUGCCUCAGGUGAAACAAAUGCUCUCAGAGCUGUUCUCAGCCAGGGGCUCUCCCUUCAGGAACAAGAGCUCCGACCCUCUGCUCCCCACCCACGACUCCGGGAAUAAGAAGGAAAAAGAGGAAGAAGAGUGGGAUUUGGAACAAGUGAUGCUGGUCUUGGGACCCCUGAAAGGUGACUGCAAGGAAGCUUUCUCUGCAGCUUGUCACCUCCUGCUGGAUUGCACCACAUUCCCGGUCUACCUGUCGGAGGAGGAGAUGGAACAGUUGUAUCUGUCUCUGUUUGAGGCUCCUGGAGGUGGUGAUGCCAGCUUCCCGCUGUGGCUGAGGUCCCUGAUGACCAUCUGCUGCUGUGUGAGCGACUGCUACGUGCAGAACGUGUCCAUCUUCACCCUGCUGGAGGUCAUCAACCACUCCCAGUCCCUGGCCCUGGUCAUC
This is a messenger RNA of Empidonax traillii (willow flycatcher), 2020 nucleotides long. Its product is annotated as protein dopey-2-like. The annotation marks the transcript as partial. Gene Ontology annotation, cellular component: endosome; trans-Golgi network. The record is from RefSeq and is a predicted model, not a curated record. Gene Ontology annotation, biological process: Golgi to endosome transport. The transcript has 11 exons. NCBI's taxonomy places the organism in Eukaryota, Metazoa, Chordata, Aves, Passeriformes, Tyrannidae.